Messenger RNA from Brassica rapa (field mustard), 3534 nucleotides. Its product is annotated as glutathione S-transferase T3-like. NCBI's taxonomy places the organism in Eukaryota, Viridiplantae, Streptophyta, Magnoliopsida, Brassicales, Brassicaceae. The record is from RefSeq and is a predicted model, not a curated record.
GUUUAACUGUUCAAAAAAAUUUUAAAAGAAAGAUGUUAGUUUAAUAUUAUAUUACCUAAUCUUAUUAAGAAUCAUAUCUAGCAAACUUGUGAAGUGCCAUAUGACUCUUUCUCAAAGAUCUUUUACUUAGUUUUAAGAAUUAUCUUUCUUUCAAGCUGUCAAAUCGAAUCAUUAGUUCAUGAUUUUUUUUUUUGCAGUAUUUUAUGCAACGCAUGUUGUAGUGCUAAUCUUUUAAAACAAGUGGCAUAUUUUAUUUAUCCAUCACUCAAAUAUUCCUUAGUUUGAUUUUAAGGGUGGAAAACCAAUUCAUCAUGGGUCUCUUAUCUAAUCUGAUGUUGCACCAAUGCUAAUGUAAAUAAUAUAUUAAUUUAAUAAAAUACCAGUUACAAAAGUGAAUAUCUAAAACUUGUUGUGUCAGACCACCCGCAUCGGGGGUUUAUGAGGGAGUCAUGGGCUCGGUAUCAUAGGGCUUUUCGAUUAAAAAAAAUAAAUAAAUGGGUUUCAACCCGUGAACCGGGUCUUCCAAGUGAGCCCGUAUGAUACGGGGUCAUGCCACGCGGCGCAGAGGGAGUGGCUACGCGAUCUCGCGUGUUGAGUGAGAAAAAAAGGGUAUCGCGUGAAAGAUCCCAUUUUCUCUUCUCUCUUCGAAAUCUAGGGUUUCUCUGUCUCUGAGGCGAUUUCGUGUCGGAGUCCAGAGCCGGAGCUUUUCUCGAUCAAUUCGUCGUCGGAGUCACUCGUAAACGCUCUCAGGUGAGUCUCAAUCACUCCGGGACGAGAUAGCUUCGAUUUGAUCUCGAGAGGUUUCUAGGUUAAGGAUGUCGAUUUGGGGGUUUCAUCUUAGGGUUGUAAAUCGAGAAGGGGGUUUCGAUUUCUUGGUUAAAAUCGACAUACGGUUUCCUUUUAGGGUUCGUUUAUCGUGGAUUUCAUUUCGAUUUGGGGGUUUCGUGUAAGGGUUUGAAAUCUAAAAGGGGGUUUUAAUUUCUUCGUUUAAAUCAACAUACAGAUUUCUUUUAUAGUUCGUUCAUCGUGGAUUUGAAUUGGAUUUGGGGGUUUUUAGUUAGUCUUUCAAAUUUUUUUUUUUUUGUUUCUCGGUUGCUUCUGUUCUAAUUAUUUGUUUUCCUGAUACAGAUGGAUCCCGAAGCAGAGAUAAGAGACACAAAGAGAAGAAAGGAGCACAUCGAUAUGCUUUCAAUCGUGUGUGAUUCAGAACACGGGAUUCCGACGAGGUGUCCCUGCGGUGGGAGUAUAAUUCACGAGGUUCGUGGGAAGGAGGAAUACGACACUCUCCCCGGCAAGCGUUUCUUCACCUGCAUAAACUACGAGGCUGAUGGUUUUCAUUAUCGUCAGCCUUGGGUCAUUGGUGUGCAGGAGCAUAUCGAACGGCUCACAAGUCGUGUGGAGGAGGUGGAGGCGGUGAUCAAGUGGCUGCCGGAAGUGAAUAAUAAGAUCAAGAGUCUGGAGGUAAUCUGACUUCCCACUUAUGAAUUUUGUUUUGUAAUUUUUUUCUUAUCUUUUAUACAGUGACUAACACCAUCUCAUUGUCAUUUCCUUGAACAGGCAGAGGUAAAAGCCCUCACUGUGGAGGUUGAUAGGCUCACUGGGAAGGUUUAUAACCUGACCGUGCAAGUGGAUCACUUGGAGAAAUGCUGCUUCGACUGAAAACACAAAGGUAACCACACUAUCCCUAGAGUUGUUGCCUAAUAAUGAAUUUGAACUUGAACUAGAGUAGGUUAGAGUAGUAGUAGAAUUUAAACUUGAACUGAACCAAAACUGAAGUAGUUGUGUAGUUAAGUAGUUAAGUUAAGUGUAAUCAAUUUUUGAAUGGUCUGUGUGAACUUGUAUUUAAACUUCAACUGAACCAGAACUAAAUUUAAACUUGAAAUAAUUAAUUUGAAAACCUGAUUUGAUGUUUAUUGAAUGGUCUGUGUGAAGUAGUUGUGUAGUUAAGUUAAGUGUCAUCAAUUUUUAGUGGUUAGAAGGUGUUUACUUCCUUGUACUUGCAAACCCAAAAGUAGUUUAAAAACCUAGCUAAUCGACAUCUUAAAACAUAAACGAAAACUUAAAAACUUCAAUACUCAACCAAAAUGGAUCAUUUUCCCCUAAACUCUCCCGGCUUUGUUAACCUGCUUACUUCCCAGACCCCUCAGCCAAUAGAAAUAGGAUCUUCUGAGGUUCCUAAACCUCCGGAAAGGAGGAAGUGGACAACCAAAGAAGAUUUGGUGUUGAUCAGUGCUUGGUUGAACACCAGCAAGGAUCCAAUAACCAGUAAUGAACAGAAGCUAGGAGCAUUUUGGAAGAGAAUAGAGGAGUACCUGAAUGCUAGCCCUCUGCUCGUUGGCUCUAUUCCUAGGGAGUGGAGUCAAUGUAAGCAGAGGUGGGGAAGGAUUAAUGAGCAGGUGUGUAAGUUCGUGGGAUGUCAUGAAGCUGCUCUGAAGGAGCAGGCGAGUGGACAUAAUGAGAAUGAUGUCAUGAAGGUAGCUCAUGACAUCUUCUUUAAUGACUACAAAUCCAAGUUCAUUCUUGAACAUUGUUGGAGGGAGCUUCGGUUUGAUCAAAAAUGGAGAUCACACAGUCUGACAUCAAAUGGUGCAAAGGAGAAAAGGAAGGAAACUGCGGAUGAGGUGGGUCGCGAGGAAGAUGUUAGACCUCCCGGAGUCAAGGCUAGCAAAGCAGCAAAACGCAAGAAGCAUGGCAAUGAAGCAGCGUUUGAUCAGAUCGAAACCAUUCUAGCAGCCAAGAAUAUUUUAUCCAAACAGAAAAUACUUGAUAGGUUGCUAGGCAAAAACGCUGAUACACUUACAGAUCAAGAGCUUGCUCUAAAAAACAAACUCAUAUCUGAAUUGCUUUAAGUUGGUGAGUGGUUAUUUUUUUUGAAAUUUACAGUUGGUUGCUAGGAAAUGCAGUGUAUGAUGUUUGUGUUUUAAUCUUUUCCUUGAUGUAUAUUGAUAUUGUAACUGUUGUGCUUUGUAGGUCACGGGUUCAAAGAGGAGGAUGCGUGGAUGGUUGCAGGUCUCUGUUUCUUUAUGUAUCAAAUCAAGUCACGGGUGGUAAUGUAGUAGUAGGUGGUUGUAGUGGUAGGGUAUGUAAGAUGGAAUCACGGGAGAGUGUAGUUUUUUUCAACUUUCUACACUCGUUUUAUGUAUCAAAUCAUGGGCAUGUCCCCACGGCUUUACUUUUGUACUCACGGGUGUAUGUACCCACAUGCUACUUGCUUCAAUGUUUUUCUAUAUAAAUGACUAUGUGUUUCAUUCAUGCAUGACAUGCAUUAUCAGACUCUGAACUAUAUCUAAUCAAUCAAUUAACCAUCUUUACAUUUUUGUUUAUUUAGUUGACAGAAACACUAUAUAAUAAUUUACGGGAGAAUACAUUAAUACAAAUUUGUGGGUAGAUAUAUAACAAUAUAUAUCAUAUUAAAGUUGACCAGAUAUGUACUAAUUGAGAUUUAGUGGCAUUGCCUGUAGUGUGUUGAAAGAAGGUAGUACCCCACCCCCACCCAUAAAAAUUGGCAUUACACACCAAGACAUUUUAAGAAAA